Messenger RNA from Ruditapes philippinarum (Manila clam), 2024 nucleotides. RefSeq names its product ciliary microtubule inner protein 2C-like. The coding region runs from base 87 to 692 and encodes 201 amino acids. The transcript is spliced from 4 exons. The record is from RefSeq and is a predicted model, not a curated record. NCBI's taxonomy places the organism in Eukaryota, Metazoa, Mollusca, Bivalvia, Venerida, Veneridae.
UUAAAGCGUGUUUUUGUGUCCACAGGUUACUUCCGGGCUGCUGAUAAACACAAACAUUGUUACAACAACACUAGUCACUCUGGAAAAUGUCGCGUUCAGCUGGAACUUUGAUCACUACACAUAAUUCUACAUUUAUUCCGCCACGGUUUAUGCCAGGGUACAGAGGUCACUGUCCAACAACAAAGUAUGACUAUGGAGAAACAUAUGGCAAUGCCACAAACAAAUAUUUCCAGGAUUAUAGACAUGAGGUUUUAAAUGCUUCACAUGAUCCAUAUGCAAGAGGUGGUGAAUUUCCAACCUAUUACACUCACAAACCUGAGUCAGUUAUCAGUGCCAGAGGAAGGACAAGAGAUAGAUGGCUAGCGGCCCCAAAAUAUUCUCUCUCAAAUGUUGAUUUUGACAGGAAAGAGGAGCUUAAGUCAUUUGAUUCUCUUGGCCAGAAACACAGAGAACACUACUUUGACAAGAGCAAUACUAAAAAAAGUGUAGAUUAUUUCAUGAUCCCUAGAUCUGCUGAAGAUCAAAUUAAGAGUAAAGCACAGUUCAUGAUAUUGUCAACACGUCACACAGACGAUAUCAAUUUACCAUACCUGGAACAUGAGGCCCGUAGAUUACCCCUGAUUAAGAGAACGUCGACAAUGUCAUCUCAACGUGACAGAGAAAUGAGGGAUGUUGUAUUUGAGAAAAGAUAAAUCAAUACAGAACCUUUAACAGCAGAUUUUUAAACUAUGAAAGAACUGUGAUAAUUGUUUUAACUUAGUAUAGAGAAAUUUUUAUACACUUCUUUUUUUAGGAUAAUCAUUUUUAUUGUUUACACUUGGCUUUGUUUGUUUGUUAAAGUUUAAAGAUUUACAAUAUUUUUAUUUAAAUUUAAAAUAUCUGUUUUUUGUUGGUUUAUUUUGCUCAAACUUGUUAAAGGUUGAAAUUUUUAAAAAUGAACUGGACUUUCAAUUAAAGUAUUAAUUUCAUAUUUUAAAUACAUUUUUUUGUUAAUUACUUUUAUAUAAUGUAUUUAUUUUGCAAAUAAUAUAUUUACAAAAUUUAAGACAGAUGUUAUUUCACUCUUAUUAAACUCAUAUCCUUACUGGUUACUGGACUACCUGUCAGAGUAAGACAUAGUAAAAACAAAGAGUUGAUUUUAAUGAGAUUGAUGCUUCACUUUAAAUAGGGUGACAUGGUCACAUAUUACGUUAUACUUCUAUAUUUUAAAACUGUCAUCUUAAAGUAUCUCAUGUUUAAUCAUUUUCAUGUAAUUGUGAAUCUUGUGUGCAACCAUUAUCUUUGUCUUCUUGUUUUAUGUUACCACAUUGCCUUCAGUUGCUUUGUAUUGUAAAAUGAUUCAAUCUAAUAUUGUAAAGAAGUCAUAAUUCUAUUGUAGGUUAAUAAGUCAGAUUUGGGAAUUUAAGCUUUUAACACUAUGGUAAUUACAAAAUUUACACAAAUAUUCAAAUAUGAUGUCCUUGAAAUAAAUACACCAGAAUACUGUAUAGACGUAUAUAUAAUUAUAGCAUUUAAGUGUAACACAUUGUAUAUUGCACACUUAAUACUUUAUUUUAUUUUAAGCAAGUUAUCUGAUCAUAUAAGAUUAAAUAUUUAUAACUUAUUUUGAAAUGAUCUAAUCUUACUGGCAUAAUAACUUACAGUAAAAGCCAAUUUCAUGAAUAUUAAUAGCAAGUCAGUUGCUAUAAUGAAUUAUAUCUUGUCAACUUUUCUUUACAUUUGACAUUGUUUGUAUCAUUCUUUAGACUUAAGUUUUAUUUCUGUACUUAUAUCAAACUAAAUAAUAAGUUUUCAAUCAAUUGUUCUCUUGUUUUUAAAAAAAAGUAAUCAAUCAGUUCUGGACAUCAUUUUACAAAAGGUUUGAAUGUCUUGUAUUUUAUAGAUAUACAUGUAUAUAUAUUUAUGAUGUUAGUAUAUAUAUUUGUUAUGUUGAACAAUCAUUCCCUAAAUUAUAUUUUUAUUUCAUUUUCAAUCAUGUGUACUUAUCAAAAUGAAAUUUAGAAAUACAUAAUUUUAAAAGUGAA